CGCACGGCGCUGUCCAGGCGGCGCUUCGCCGUGCUGCUCAUCUUCAGCCUGUCCUCGCUGGUCAACUCCUUCCAGUGGAUCCAGUACAGCAUCAUCAGCAACGUGUUCGAGGGCUUCUACGGCGUCUCGUCGCUGCACAUCGACUGGCUGUCCAUGGUGUACAUGCUGGCCUACGUGCCCCUCAUCUUCCCGGCCACCUGGCUGCUGUCCACCCGAGGACUGCGGGUCAGCUCCCUGCUGGGCUCCGCUCUCAACUGCCUGGGCGCCUGUGUCAAGUGCUUCAGCGUGGGGCCGCACCUCUUCUGGGUCACCAUGCUGGGUCAGUGCCUGUGCUCCGUGGCCCAGGUGUUUAUCCUGGGACUGCCCUCCCGCAUCGCCUCGGUGUGGUUCGGGCCCAAGGAGGUGUCCACCGCUUGUGCCACCGCCGUGCUGGGCAAUCAGCUUGGCACGGCCAUCGGCUUUCUGCUGCCUCCAGUCUUGGUUCCCAACACGCAGAACGACACAAGUCUCCUGGCUCAUAACAUCCGCACCAUGUUUUACGGGACAGCUGCGGUCUCCACCCUUUUAUUGAUUUUAACAUUCAUCGCCUUCAAGGAGAAACCACGGUACCCCCCAAGUCAGGCCCAGGCGGCUCUGCAAGACAGCCCCCCCGAAGAGUUCUCCUAUAAGCAGUCGAUGAGGAGCCUGCUCCGAAGCUUUCCUUUCCUCCUGCUGCUGAUUUCCUACGGCAUCAUGACCGGGGCGUUCUACUCAGUCUCCACGCUGCUGAACCAGAUGAUCCUGAAGCACUACGAGGGAGAAGAGGUGAACGCCGGCAGGAUCGGGCUGACGCUGGUGGUGGCCGGGAUGGUGGGCUCCAUUCUCUGCGGCCUGUGGCUGGACUAUUCCAAGACGUACAAGCAGACCACGCUGAUGGUGUACCUGCUGUCGUUCGUGGCGAUGCUCGUGUUCACCUUCACGCUGCACCUGCACAUCUUGGUCGUGUUCAUCACCGGAGGGGUGCUGGGUUUCUUCAUGACCGGCUACCUGCCCUUGGGCUUUGAGUUCGCUGUGGAGAUCACGUACCCGGAGCCUGAAGGCACCUCGUCCGGCCUCCUCAACGCCUCUGCCCAGGUGUUUGGGAUCUUCUUCACCCUGAUUCAAGGGAAGCUCGUCCUGCACUUCGGCCCCAUGGAGGGCAACAUCUUCCUCUGUGCCUGCAUAUUCGUGGGCGUCAUCCUGACCGCGCUGAUCAAGUCCGAUCUGAAAAGACACAACAUCAACGUAAAUGGCAACGUGGAAGCUGUCCCGCUGAUGGAGGGGAAGGAGGAAAGGACACGGGACCGGGCGACCAGGGCCGGUCUGGGGGACUCUGAGGAGCUCAGCAGGGCCUUCUGCCCUGUGUCGCCCCUGGCCUGA
Messenger RNA from Condylura cristata (star-nosed mole), 1398 nucleotides. RefSeq names its product feline leukemia virus subgroup C cellular receptor 1 (gene FLVCR1). Gene Ontology annotation, molecular function: heme transmembrane transporter activity; heme binding. The transcript is spliced from 11 exons. Gene Ontology annotation, cellular component: membrane; mitochondrion. NCBI's taxonomy places the organism in Eukaryota, Metazoa, Chordata, Mammalia, Eulipotyphla, Talpidae. The record is from RefSeq and is a predicted model, not a curated record. The annotation marks the transcript as partial. Gene Ontology annotation, biological process: erythrocyte differentiation; transmembrane transport; mitochondrial transport.